AGACACAGUUCCAACUAGACAGAAAGCAGAGUAGGACACAAAAAGACGGUUCUGCAGGAAUUAGAGGAGAAGAAAAAGCCUAAAGGAAGAGUUGGACUGCACCCAUUCAAGCUGGAAGAAUGCUGAGAUCAGUACAACAGAAAUUGUGGUGGCUAUUCAAAAAGGAUGACGACAAAGUUCCUCUCACAGGAGUCGCAUUGGGGCAAAAAGAAACCGUCUCCUUCUGGACGCUGAAUGUCACUGUACUGAGGGCAAAACUCUCCAAGUCUGCGGAUUUACUUUCUGAAUCUGACUGCUAUGUCACUCUCUCUCUUCCUACGGCAACGGCAAGGACGUGGCGCACAAAAACUGUCCUCAACAAAAACAAACCAGAGUGGAAUGAAACCUUUACAACCAGGGUCCCCAGUCAGUUGAAAAACAUUCUGGAGAUCAACCUGUUAGAUGAGGAUGACAUAACACCUGAUGACCUGAUUUCCACAAUUUACUUUGAUGUUAAAUGCCUCCCUGUAGGGAAGAAGGAGACUAAGGUCUUUACUUUAAACAGCAAGACAAAUGAUGAGCUCCUGAUACAAUUUGAGCUACUCCAGAGUGACGACACCCCACAUGAGUAUGUCACUAAUGGCAUCCUGAUGGCUGCCCCAUUCUCAGCGCUGAACAUCAAACUCGACAAGCUACGAAGCAAUGACUUGCUUAAAGGGAAGGUGCUGAAAGUAAAAGGCGCCUACCCACAAAACCUGAAAAUACGACCAGAGGACCAGAAACUGUGUUUCUUUGUCAACAGAGACUUGGAGACUGAACUUGAAGUGGCAUCUUCUGGUGAUGCAGACCCGGUUGCUUCCACCAAGCUGCCUCCACUACAGGCCCAACAUAAGUGCAGAGUGUCUCUUCUCAUUGAUAAGGACACAGUGGAUUUAGACCUGGAAACAGAUGAAAGCACAGACAAACAGUUUGACAUUCGCAUUGACUAUGACAUCCCGGAGCAAGAGAAAGAGUACCUGAAGAAGAGGAAGGCCGUCGUGGCGCAGGCUUUUGAGAAGCUUUUAGGCCUCAGCUCUCCACUCAGUUCCGACAAGGUGCCAACUGUAGCAGUGGUGGCUUCAGGUGGAGGAUCUAGAGCCAUGACAGGCCUGUUUGGUAGUCUGAGGGGCCUGAAGGAACUCGGCGUCCUGGAUGCUGCCACGUACAUCACUGGAGUGUCUGGAUCCACCUGGGCUAUGUCUGCUUUGUAUCAGGAAGCUAACUGGUCACAGCAGGACAUCAACACCUUCAUCUCAGCAGUAAGGGAACAAGUCACCAAGAGCAUGAUGAGCCUCAUCUCUCCUGAGAAACUCCAUUAUUACAACACAGAAUCAGCACAGAAAGGCCAAGAGGGCUACUCCGUGUCCUUCAUUGAUACAUUCGGCCUGUUCUGCGAGCAACUUGUCUUUGGAAAGAAACUGACCAGUACCCUGUCAGACCAGCAGAUGGCAGUGAAUGAAGGUCAAAACCCUUUCCCUAUAUACACUGCUGUCAACAUAAAGGACGUUACAGGCUGUGAAACUGAAAAAGAGUGGUGUGAGUUUACCCCGUAUGAGGUGGGCCUCCAAAAAUAUGGGGCUUUCGUCCGAACUGAGGACUUUGGUAGUCAGUUCUUCCUGGGUCAUAAGAUCGAGAAACUCCCAGAACUCCGUCUCCCUUACCUGAUUGGAAUAUGGAGCAGCGCUUGUUCAGUUAACAUGACCCAGCUGUGGAAGUUCGUCACAGGGCGUGAGGUUCCUCGGUCCUCUACAGUUGGAUCAGAUAUUGAGAACACAGAAGCUGUCUGUAAUCCUUCAGUUCUGGACACAAAAGUCUUAAAAGCGGACGAAAGUAGUAGACUGACUGACUUCCUCAACGACCGCCCACUCCUUGCUCAGAUGAACAAUUUCAUGCACGGUUUGUCCUUGUGCUGGAACUACAGUGAAAACAGCUACUUUAAUGCAAACAAAGACACCCACCCGGAUGCCUACCCAAACCAAAUGACACCAAGUAACUCAACUCUACGCAUGAUCGAUUCUGGCCAUGCCAUCAACAUCGGCUGUCCACCAGUUUUGCGGCCAGAGCGAGACGUGGAUGUAAUCCUAUGUCUGAGUUACUCAUGGAAUCCAGAGUCCAUUCUUAAAGUCAUAAAGAAGACAGCGGCAUACUGCACAGAACACAACAUCCCAUUCCCAAAUGUGGACUUUGACAGUCUGGAAAAGGAUCCUCAGGAGGUCUAUGUCUUUGAGGAUGAGGGGAAUCCCAAGGCCCCUAUAGUGAUACAUUUCCCACUCGUCAACAUAACAUACAAGGACUUCAAAAGUCCUGGCGUUAAACGAGAGACCAAGGAGGAAAUAAAAGCUGGGAAGGUGGAUGUGAGCAGCAGCAAGUCUCCAUACACCACAAAAAACUUGACCUACUCCAAAGAGGAUUAUGACACUCUGGUGGACCUCGCCACUUACAACAUCUUGAACAACAAGGAGAGCAUCUACAACGUCCUCCGGAAGGCCCUGCAGAAGAAGGAGUCCAAGAUGAAGCAAUAGGAAUGACAUUUCCCCAACUCAUUAAGAGGUCUAAGUUAAUACCUGGUCUCUCUGGAACAUGUGAAGUUACUUACUUGCUUUGAAAAAGGCAUUUGUAAAUACUGAAAGACCUUAAGGGAUGGUGCCCUGGAUUUCUGCAGACAACUGCAAACACAAAUGUAGCAACACAGAAAUUUGUACAUUUGCAGCAAUUAAAGCAAUUAACCCAUUUGGGGCUUCUAUGUAAAUCAUGAAUACAUGGUGAUUUAAUGGUUCAUGUUCAUCACUGUUAUUUCUUUAGUGUACCUGCAAAUCAUAUCAGUUUAACCAUUGUAUUAUCAUAAUGAAGCAUCAAGUUCUACUGAAAAUACUUAUGACUGUCAUGCUUGUUAUGCUAUGUAGAUUCCUUGUUAAAUUUCAUGUAUUGCCCAUAGUCAUGUAAUUAAUCCCACAUCAUGACUCAUUGGUAUUGUGCAAGAUGAUAAGAUAAAACCAUAAAACCACAUUCAGUAAUUGACAAGAUAAACAGCAAUAAACUGAAUUGAGGCUCCUGUGUAAAUCGUGAUUACAUGUUGAUUUAAUUGUUCAUCUUCAUAAAUGUUAUUUCUUUAGCAUAUCUCCAUAUCAUAUCAGUUUAACUCUUAUAUUACCUUCAUGAAGCGAUAAGACUCAAUAAUAAGUUAAGAUAAAAUCAUGUAUGGUAAUUGCGAAGAUCAUUAAUUCGGUUGAACUGUUCUCUGAUUGUGUUAGUAUGAAACAAAUGCUCGUACGAAAACUUGGAUGCAUAUGAAAUUACAAAGAAGACAUCUUUCUCUUGAAAUUGUGGUCUUUUGUGCUCACAUUGUACUCUUCAUUCAGAGGCUGUAGAAGAUCUGAAUAAAUAAAUAAAUAAAUAAAUAGUAU
Molecule: messenger RNA, 3422 nt
Organism: Mugil cephalus (flathead mullet)
Lineage: Eukaryota; Metazoa; Chordata; Actinopteri; Mugiliformes; Mugilidae
Product: cytosolic phospholipase A2 epsilon-like
Exons: 22
Coding region: 120-2540 (806 amino acids)
Biological process (GO): glycerophospholipid catabolic process
Cellular component (GO): cytosol
Molecular function (GO): calcium ion binding; calcium-dependent phospholipid binding
Source: RefSeq, a predicted model, not a curated record